Molecule: messenger RNA, 8617 nt
Organism: Meriones unguiculatus (Mongolian gerbil)
Lineage: Eukaryota; Metazoa; Chordata; Mammalia; Rodentia; Muridae
Gene: Fbxl20
Product: F-box and leucine rich repeat protein 20
Exons: 15
Coding region: 437-1753 (438 amino acids)
Biological process (GO): SCF-dependent proteasomal ubiquitin-dependent protein catabolic process
Cellular component (GO): SCF ubiquitin ligase complex
Molecular function (GO): protein binding
Source: RefSeq, a predicted model, not a curated record
CGCUUGUUUCUCCCGCCGAAAUGGCGUCAGGCUGAAGCUCUCACCAAGCAGGGCCCUGAUUGGAGCGUGGGCAGCCACCUCAGCCCAUUGGGCGCCAGCGGCCGGAGGGGCGGGGAAGCCGAGGGCCCCCGCGCCCGGCCGGCCCCCACCCCCACCGCCGCGGGCCCCUCCCCCGGCCCAAGCAGUGGGUGCCCGGCUGGGGCACUGCACCCCCCGACCCCCGGGUGCAAUCCCCGCCGCCAGCCGCUGUGCAGAGCCGGCCGCCGGGCCCGCCCCUCGGCGCCUCCCGGAGCCCGGCCGAGAGAGGCGGCCGCCCCGCCGCGGUCCCUCCAGGCCUCCCCGCAGCACCCCGGAAUGCAAUUCACCGGGGCGGGGGAGGAGGCGGCGGCGGCGGCGGCGCUGCCCCAACCUAGAGACGUCUAGAAAGACGGGGAAAAUGGCUCCGAGCAGGGACCGCCUGCUGCACUUUGGGUUCAAGGCGACAAUGUUCUCAAACAGUGAUGAAGCUGUAAUCAAUAAAAAACUUCCCAAAGAACUUCUGCUAAGGAUAUUUUCUUUCCUGGAUGUUGUUACCCUGUGUCGCUGUGCUCAGGUCUCCAGGGCCUGGAAUGUCCUAGCUCUGGAUGGCAGUAACUGGCAACGAAUUGACCUGUUUGAUUUCCAGAGGGAUAUUGAGGGCCGGGUAGUGGAAAAUAUUUCAAAACGAUGUGGAGGCUUUUUACGGAAGUUAAGUCUUCGUGGGUGUCUCGGAGUAGGAGACAAUGCAUUAAGGACGUUUGCACAAAACUGUAGGAAUAUUGAAGUACUGAGCCUCAAUGGAUGUACAAAGACGACAGAUGCUACCUGUACUAGCCUUAGCAAGUUCUGCUCCAAACUCAGGCACCUUGACUUGGCUUCCUGUACAUCAAUAACAAACAUGUCUCUCAAAGCACUGAGUGAGGGGUGUCCACUGUUGGAGCAGUUGAACAUUUCCUGGUGUGACCAAGUGACCAAGGAUGGCAUUCAAGCACUAGUGCGAGGCUGUGGGGGUCUCAAGGCCUUGUUCUUAAAAGGCUGCACUCAGCUAGAAGAUGAAGCUCUCAAGUACAUAGGUGCACACUGCCCUGAGCUGGUGACUUUGAACUUGCAAACUUGCCUACAAAUCACAGAUGAAGGUCUCAUCACUAUUUGCAGAGGGUGUCAUAAGUUGCAGUCCCUCUGUGCCUCUGGGUGCUCCAACAUCACAGAUGCCAUCCUGAACGCUCUAGGUCAGAACUGCCCUCGGCUUAGAAUAUUAGAAGUGGCCAGAUGUUCCCAGUUAACAGAUGUGGGCUUCACUACCCUGGCCAGGAAUUGCCAUGAGCUUGAGAAGAUGGACCUGGAGGAGUGUGUUCAGAUCACAGAUAGCACAUUAAUCCAGCUUUCUAUACACUGUCCUCGACUUCAAGUAUUGAGUCUUUCUCACUGUGAGCUCAUCACAGAUGAUGGGAUUCGUCACCUAGGGAACGGGGCCUGCGCCCAUGACCAGCUGGAGGUGAUUGAGCUGGACAACUGCCCCCUAAUCACCGACGCGUCCCUGGAGCACUUGAAGAGCUGUCACAGCCUGGAGCGGAUAGAACUCUAUGACUGCCAGCAGAUCACGCGGGCUGGGAUCAAGAGGCUCAGGACCCAUUUGCCCAAUAUUAAAGUCCACGCCUACUUCGCACCUGUCACUCCACCCCCGUCAGUAGGGGGCAGCAGACAGCGCUUCUGCAGAUGCUGCAUCAUCCUAUGACAGUGGAGGUAGCCGCCGGUGAACUGAGUAUUUAAUGACACUUCUAGACUUGCCGUGGAGUCUCUCCAGUGGAAGCGACCCCAGCAUUCUGGGCAGUGGUUACAAAGCGAGGGCAGCGCCCAGAUCCCCAGAGCCACACAUACACAGGCACACACACGCCCUCACCCCCAUUCGCUGUAGAUCUGUGACCGUGGCACUGAAGUUCAUAUCAGCUGUAACAAGUGGAUUGGUAAAAUUUAACCAUUCCUGUUGGACAUGCCCAGAAGAAAUCGUACGCCAUGUUGAGGGAAGGGACAUUCCAGCAAAACCCAGCGUUUCUGCUACUGUGGUUUCCUUACUUAUUAAGGGGUUUCUGUGGGGAUUUGAGACAGUACCUGCAGUCCUCCGGGGUGAACGGUAGCAUGGAAAAACAAUGUAUGAUGUAUCCAGGGACCAGAAAGAAAAUUUCUUCGCAUCCUAGAAAUGGUAGCCAUCCAUUGGGAGAUGCCUACACAGUUUCUGUGCUUCCUUGUUUCCAUGCCGACGUGCUGAGCAUGCUCACAGAGAACGUUUGUCCAUUCAUCUGGUGUUGCAGUAUUUGGCCCAGGGGUUUUCUCAGUUGCUGCACUGAAAUCACUGGGGUCCGAAUGCGAUGGCUCUUUCUUGUCUGCUCAGUUUGUCACUGUGUGUCACUGUGCACCCGUCUUCCAUUCUCUUGCUCACUACUGCACUCUCGUUGAGUCUGUCCCUGGUCGUCGUCUGCUGCUCACGCUCAGUUGUUACUCCUCUGCGGUUGUGUUUACAGUUUGAAUUUUGGAUGAUUAGUUGGGGUUACCAAACAUUUUUAAAAGAAGCAUCAAUAAAUAUUUUUUUAAUCUAAAUUUUGCCAUUAGGGGACCCUGCCUGAAUCUUUGCCAGUCUGGAAGGAAAUGUUAACAAAAGCAGGAAAGUUAUGAUAAGAUAGUUGAACGCUUUGGAUGAAAAGCAAAAACAAAAAACCUUGGCCUUUUGGUUUCUGUUGUGUCUUACGCCCGUUUGCACGGCGUGCGCAGUGCGUGCGCCCUGCACGGUCCCUUUUUCCCAGUUCCCUGAGCUUACUAAGAGAAGUGAGUGCAUUAUUAGUGUGUAGUGGGUGACGAAUCCCCACUGAGCCGGGGUGUCGUCCCCACCCAAGCUCGAGCACAGGUGAGCAGCGCUGCCCUGCGCUGACGGGCGCGGCUGUGUUCUCUGCCCGGGUCUGACGUUACUUGACCUACUUGCUCUGCAGCAGUUAGUGUCUCCAGCCCCUCCCACAUUCAGGCCCGUCCGGGGCAGAGAGGAGCUUGCGGUGGCUGACUGCCCGCGUGCUGACAGGGUUAUAGUGUUGGCGCUUCACAAGACCUGAGCGCGUCAGCCGACGCUCUGCAGACUUCCCCUGAAUGGGAUAUGAAGGCAGCCAGGUAGGGGCGCUGGGGCAGCCAGAGAGCCCAGGGAGGGAGCAGCGGGCGGCUCAGCAUCUGUGCCAAGCCUGCACACCUGACACAGCUGAGGGUACGGGUACCAUGGCUUAGUCAAGAAAAGGCCUCUUCAGAGAAGCAGAAAAUGAGAGCGAUCAAAUGAGUUUCUAAAGCAUAUUCCUAAACCCCAAUGGUAGAAGCCUUGUGUAAUAUUUAUUAGGGUUGUGGGGUGAAGGGGCUUUUAGAACAUGGGUAUGCAAGCCAGGAUGUUAAAAGGGCUGUUUUAAUGCGAUAGGUACAGGUUCUGCCAGAAUAUGUAAGAAUAUAGUCUGAUUUAUUUCUCCAUUAAUGUAGAAAACAAUCAGAUGAAAAGGUCCUAGAAUUCUAUAUUACCAGAUUUAUUUAUCGUAUUAAACUUAUUUAAAAUCUUAUUUUAUUAUGCUCUUUUGAAAGCUAAAUUACUUGUGUUUUUUAUUCCUUCUCCCCUUUAUGUUCACAUUUCCCUGCAAGAAAUUCCUCUUCCUUCCUCUGAGACCGUGUUGUUACGUUGCCCAGCUGACUCUCUCCGGCACCUGGCCCCCAGUUGCCCUCCCCCUCAGCCAGCGUCCUGAGUGAAGGGGACUGCGGUGGCUAAUGCUGCUUUACAUGGCAGAAUGUGUGUGCCCGUGCACCCCAAACAGAGGCUUGCUCUGUGGCCCUGGCUGGCCUGGGACUUGGGGUUGUCCUUCUGCCUCACCCUUCCAAGCGCUGGGAUUAUAGGCGUGAGCCACCCCACCAAACAAGUUAGACUUAAUGAGCACACACACAUAGCCACGCUUCCAAGUGUGUGUAGAUUUAGAUCCCUGGUUCUUUCAAACAAAACCAAGAGAAACCUAGGGUCUGUCAGCUCCAAACGAUGUUGUUUGAUUCUCCCCCCUAAGUGCCUAACAAGCUGACAGUAAAACCUGAGUACUAAUUAGUGAACAGAGAUUUGAAUUGCCCUGGUCCUGAGUCAUUCAAGUACUUCUGUUUUCCAAGAAAGUUUGAAUACUCACCAGUAUGUCAGUCGUCUUAAAAACGCCACUGUCUUCUUCCUCAGAGUGUAUUGCCACAGGCACGAUCAUUGAAUUUGUCUUGGUGAGCCCUGCUGGUCAGGCAAAUUCCAACCUUUCUGGGCCAAGAUCACAAGUCAAAAGGAGGCCUGCAUAGUGUUCAACCCUACGGUCAGCCAUGAGAUAGCUUUUCUCAAGUUAAGUAAGGCCACCAUGCUCGGGAGGGAAACAGGUGAUUUUUCUCAUGUUGAGGAACAUUUCUAAGGAUUCAGAAAGGUCUUGGUUUGGUUGGUUGGGUUUGUGUUUUAGGGCUGUGGAUGGAACCUGGGGUCUUUGCAUGCUUUAAGCAAGUGCUCUACCAACCUGUGUCUCCAGCCCUCAUAAAGCUUAGCAUGAAAACUUCCCCUUUGAAAAAGCCUAUUAAGAGCUGCCAAGAUUACUCUGAAGGUAAAAGCACAUGCCAUGCAAUCCUAAUAGAGUCUGACCUCCAGAACCCGCCUAAAAGAUCUCCUGAUGGGAGGGGAAACAUUAGAGUAGACCAGAAGCUUGAGGGCAGCCAUCCCGGAGCACAUAGGCCUCACCAAGGUUGGAAGGACAGAAUGACUCCAGAAAGUUGUCCUUUGACCCCCAUACAAGGUGCGGCAUAUGUGAAAUUAGGAAGAAAAUAAAAACACUGGGAGCCAGGUAUAGUGUUCUGUGCCUGUAAUCUCAACACAGAAGACGUAGAGGCAGGAAGAUUGCUGCAAGUACAAGGUUAGGAUACACAGCAGGGGACUGUCUGUGGGGGGCAGGGGGGGGAAGCCUGUUGGUCUGCCUGUCUAAUUUUACACCCACUCCAAAUACACCUUUCUACAGCAGGGGGAGAAAGUGUACCACAAUACAGAUCUAGAGCGAGAUGGAGCUAGUUGAGAUGGUCCCUACAGUCUCAGGUCUGAGAUGAAGAGGCUCUUGAGUUUGAAGUCAGCCUCGUGACUAUACAGCCAGCCAAGUUAAGAAGAGUACGUCACCCUCAAGGAUCUUGUCCCAAGCCUUCGGGUGGCCAGGAGAGGUCCCUGGAAUAUGUCUGGGGACAGUGCUUGAGAGUACAGGUAAUCUCAUUUGCAGGCAGCCCUCCCCUGUCUGUCACCCCCCACCGUUAGCUGCGGCAUCGUUAUUAGCGCUCCGGCGGUGGUUACCGACAGCCCCUGUUCUCCUGGCACACACCCUGUAUUUAUAGCGCUGUCUCGUCGUCGGACAUGUUCAGUCCAGCGGCUUUGGACUCCUUUCCCUGGUCCCAGCGAGCUGUUCAGUAUGCAGUGAUUGGAAGUGGCUCUUGUUAGUUGAUGGUCCUUGAAGUUUGGGCUUUGGCUUUGGCUUUGAGUUGAGUUUGAAGCUGAGUUGGUGGCUCUAAGGAGUGAGGGCACCUAACUUCCAUCUUCCCUCGGGGAAUUUGGGAUAUGAAGGCUGCUUAGCGGUAUUUGUUUCCUUUCUGUAAACGUAUUUUACUGCUCCUACUCUCACCUCUACAGCUUUUCUGGAUACAGAAGUAUCCCUCAAAUCAUUCUGUAAAUUUCUGGUCCGAUGUCUGUGUCUGCUAGAUUGACUUAGCAGACCCAUAAGUCAGAAACGGAGUUUUAAGAAGCUUCCAAGGAAAGUUGGUGAGGAGCUUACCAUGCUUUGUUUGGCGUAUUCUGUGCUAUUGGGGAUGUUUGUGGUAGCUGUGAGCCACUAAAGCCCAUUUGAUUUUUUUUUUUUUUUUUUUCAGUUGUCUUGUAAAAUGUGUUUGGAGCAUGUCUUGACCUGACAGUUAGGAAGUGUGACUUGUCACUGGAAAGGCGAGAGUGACUUCCUGCCUGACUGUGGGCAGCCUCUUAGGUGACAGUGUUGAGACUUGAAGUCCUCAGAUCAUGACUGAUCUUGGCUGUUGAGGUGGCUCAGCCCGUAAGGCUAUUGGCCAGACAAGUCCAACAACCUGAGUUGUGACGGUGAAAGGACAGAACUGACAGCCGGAAGUAGUUCUCUGGCUUCCUGUGCACGCCGCACAUACAGGCACACACGUGCAUACACAGAUACACUACGGUAAUAAAAGAUUAUUAAAAGUAAGGUUUGUUGCUUUUAAGAUCAGGCAGCUCACCUCGUCAUCAGUGAGUGGGUGGGCAUGGAAAGAGCCUGUUGGACCUUUUCCACGUUGUAGAGGUGGGUUUCUGUUCUGUGGUUCCUGCUGACAGACCAGGGGAUAAGUCCAGCCUUGAGAAGAGCUUGGAGGUCUUGAAGCAGAAACCCUUAUAUGACCUGGGGACAAAAAAUUCUAAUCCUAAGGAUGAGUGGGUGUAGGUUUCUCAGACUUGCUCACCUUUAUUUUCAUCUUAAAUCUGCAUCAGAAGAUGCAGAAAGUAGUGUAUCGAUAGGAUGUGAUUAGCCCUGCUGAUUUGAGAAUAAAAUUUGGCUGUAAAUGCUAUAUCCAAAUGUCCUGGCUUCACACCUUCAUUCUCCAGCAAAGAAUAUAAGCUAUUUAAGCACCAGCUGCUGUGAUCCUGCCUUCUUUCUUGUACCUACCAGAAACUGCCCUAGGAGGCGGGCAGGUUUUUUUAUGCGAAGGGCUUCUGCAGCUUCCCAUUAGAGCCAGAUCUACCCACCUUCCACUGUGAUUUCUCAGCACAUCAUUUCUGCAUCUCUGGAGGCUUUGAUCCCUAGGCUUUUAGUCAUAAGCCUCUCUUUUGAGUCCAAAUGAAUCUUGUGAGUUCAAGAAAGUACAAUAUUCAAGAGCAAAAAAGCUUUCGUUAUGCAAAUCUCACAUGGAAUGUUGGAGAAAAAUACACCUGCAAUUCUUUGAUCUCUGCCACAUGGGUGUUUGGUCUAAGGUUUUGUGGAGUUGAGUUUACAAAAGCAUGUUGGUGCUUCUCAGCCAGGGUGGCUUGUAGAACAAGAACCACGAACAAGCAGAAACACAGUGACCCCCUUCUCCUGUGUUCUCCCAAGAGUUGGCGUGGAGGAAGGAUAGGCCAGGCUAGAACUGGGAUGCUUUGCCUCAGGAAGAGCAUCUGUCCCGAGCUCAGGACUGUCACCUCCCACAUGACACGUUUACUGUUCAUCUCAUCAACAUCACACCCAUUCUCGGCAAGAAUGGCUUCCUUGCUGCUUCUGGGCACAGCGCUAGUACCAGGACAGGAGUGUGGGACAGUGGGCAAGUCUCCCUAGGAAAAGGUAAUGGGAGACAGGUGUCUUCUGUCAGAUCCCGAGAACCAUGAGAUCCGAGAUCUUCGAAGUUAACAUCCUUUUUGCUCCACUUACUGCUACGUGGGAUCUGACCCCACAUUGCUGCUCACACGUGUUUCUUCUUGGCUCCUGAAAACAUUCAUCCACUCAGUUUCCGUGGCGCUGGAGAACGGGGACCUCUAGAGUCUUAGGAAAUCAACUUGAAGUCAACUGUGAGUGCUAUGGCUCAUUAGUUAGCUCACAACAACCCCACCCCCCAUGCUGCAGCAGGGCUUCUGUAUGUGGAACCUUGCUGCUUUCAGGGUUUGCGUAGGAAGGUUUGUCCCUUGUCAGGAUCGUCUCUUCCAUAUUGCUGACGACUGUUAAUUUCUAACAAGUACAUGAAUUGGUGAGUCUGGUUUCUUCCUUACCACGCUCACACAUGGCAUACUAACUCCUAGAUCCUGUUGUCACGUGUCCCCCAAUCUUUAAGCCAGCUCUUUCUCCCUGUGAUCUGACCCCAGGAAUCAGUGAUCACCUUCCAAAAGGUAUCUGGAAGAGGCUCCAGCUUACUUUCUGCGUCCGUUUUAUCCACUCUGGCUGCCUCCUUUUUCCUCCCAGGAGUUAUUUCCAGUUACUAUUUCCUGGUGGCUGUUUACCGCCGCCCACCUUCCAGUGACCCUGAGAGCACAGACCUGGGUGAUGUGGCCUGUGCAGCGCUCAGAGCACUGUGGGGACCCUUCCUGCCAGGCUGCUCAGGGACAGAGAUGGAUUGGUACCCGGUGCUGUCUGCGGAACUCUCAUCCUCGCCCCUGCACCCCCACUCCUGCUGACUCCCUGCGGGGUAGCAGGGCGGGUGUGAGCCCUGUGCCCUGGCUGCUGGGGCUGACCUGGACUGUGUGGCGUGGGGGCUGCUGCUUGCUUGUUUCUCACCAGGCCUGCACCAACACCUCCCCAGGCCUCUCACUGUUCCCCAGUGGGGACGUAACACCACGUUCCAUUAGCUGAGUGACUGUACGCGCGCCUCGUACUCCCAGCAUCCAAGGGUGUGGGGGUGAGGAGGGUUGUUUUAAAUAAAUAAAAUUCAAGGAGGCAGUAGACGAUUCUUUUUGCUUUAAAAUCUUUGGACUAAAGAUAUGUUUUUAUAUAUAUAAAUAUAUAAAGUAAAUUGUUAUGUAACUAUUAUUGUUUCCUGUAUGUUCUAAUUUUGUUUUAUGAUGUAAUUAAAGAAAAUAAGCUGUGAA